UCCUGGUUGGCUAUAAUAACCCACUCUCCAAACAAGCCCACACAACCACUAGACCGGACAAAAGCUCGUUUUGAUCACCACACAUCAACGACCAACGGCUCUACAAGCAGACGGAGAAAUCUCGGGCUGGUGAAGGCAUCGCUCUUCUUUGGAAACAAAGCUUGCCCAAAUUUGCAAUGGAAGCAGAUGCAGGCACUGAGCACUCGCUGAUGAUGGAAGGAAGUGUUUCACAAACUAUGCAAAUUGAUCCAAGAAGAGCUCGGUUCCCAUGCUGCAUUGUGUGGACACCCCUUCCUAUUAUUUCAUGGCUGGUUCCUUUCAUUGGUCACAUUGGCAUAUGCAGAGAGGAUGGAGUGAUCUUGGACUUUGCAGGGCCCAAUUUUGUGUGCGUGGACAAUUUCGCAUUUGGAUCAGUGACCCGCUACCUCCAAAUUAGCAACGAAAAGUGUCGCAUUUCUCCCCAUCCGUCCUUAUACAAUAGUGAAGAUGGGUACACACAGGAUGAUGCUGGAAAAGACAUAUUGACAUGGGAUGAUGCAUUAAGAAGGAGCACUCAGGACUUCCAACACCGAGCUUACAACCUCUUUACUUGCAAUUGCCAUUCUUUUGUGGCAAACAACCUAAACAGGUUGGGGUUUCUUUCGGGUGGAUGGAAUGUCGUGAACCUUGCUGCUCUCAUUUUCCUCAAGGGCCGUUGGGUGAGCACAGCAUCCAUGGUGCGAUCUUUCUUACCGUUUGGUAUAGUAUUCUCUCUUGGGCUUGCACUUGGGGGAUUGACCUUCCUUGCUUACUUGGCCUUUUUCACCUGCUUUAUAGUUGGUUGGUUUCUUCUUGGCACUUACUGUUUUAAAAAUUUGAUCCAGUUGUAGAAUCUCUUGUUUAACUAAUUGAUGUAUAAAAAUUGAAGUUCCAACAGACGUGUUUUGAUUCAGAUAUUUGUAUGUGCGAAAUUGAUAGAGAAUAUUUCGACAGCUUGAACAGCUUAAGUGAAGUGUUUUUUGAAA
Alnus glutinosa is the source of this 1004-nucleotide messenger RNA. RefSeq names its product protein RTE1-HOMOLOG. The record is from RefSeq and is a predicted model, not a curated record. Lineage: Eukaryota; Viridiplantae; Streptophyta; Magnoliopsida; Fagales; Betulaceae. The transcript is spliced from 3 exons. Gene Ontology annotation, cellular component: Golgi apparatus; endoplasmic reticulum. Gene Ontology annotation, biological process: response to ethylene; regulation of ethylene-activated signaling pathway. The coding region runs from base 177 to 869 and encodes 230 amino acids.